Messenger RNA from Parasteatoda tepidariorum (common house spider), 493 nucleotides. NCBI's taxonomy places the organism in Eukaryota, Metazoa, Arthropoda, Arachnida, Araneae, Theridiidae. The record is from RefSeq and is a predicted model, not a curated record.
CAUAGCAAAUUAUUCAUUUUGCCUGUUUUGCUCACAAUUUUAAUUUCAUUAUUUUGCUUCCCGUCUUAAAAUAAUUUUUAUUUGUACGAUUUUCUGUAAAGUAUAAUGGCUGGUGAAGUUAUUGUUGAUGCUUUACCUUACAUCGAUCAAGGUUAUGAUGAUCCUGGUGUGAGAGAAGCGGUAUUAUCUAUGGUAGAAGAAACUCGUCGAUAUGGACCGACUAAGAACUAUCUUGAACAUCUGCCACCUUUGAAUUUGCAUGCUUUUGAAACUGAAGUCAUGAAAACUGAAUUUGAAAGAUUACAAGCAAGAUUACCAAUGGAUGUAUUGAAAAUAUAGAUAAUAUUGUUGCUCAUCAGUGCUUCAAUUCUACAACCACUAUUAAGUAUUAUAGUUUACUAAAUUUAAUGAUUAUAUUUUAAAAUUUAUUGUAUUGACUGUAUUAUAUAUUGUAUUUAAAAGAUGAGUUGUUGAAUAUAGUCAAUUUUUUCAA